UGGUGGCUGCAGGGACUCCGGCGGCUGCGGGACUCCAGGCAGCGUGAAGGUUUACUGCCUCCACCGAAGGCCGGGCCGGUGGCCGGCAGCAGGUAGGGGCAGCCGGUCUGGGUCGGAGAUCCAGUGGCAACAAGGAAAGGAGAGCACACCUGCCCAGGACCGGGUACUAGACAGCGGAUUUUGCGCUCGACUUCCCAAAAGGGUGUCGGGUCGUUUGGGCGCAGGGGCUCGGUUAUAAGGACUCUGAACUAGGGGACGAUAUAUAUACUUUAUAAGAAGACGAGUUUCUCUGUAACGACUCCGGACUAGGAGGCACUUCCAUUUUAAGGAUAGUGGGUUUGGGAAUCGACGUUUCACUUUGUAGGGGAGGGCGUGUAGGACGCCCUCUUAAAGCUUCCCUCCACCCUCCUCAUGGCGCUACCUGGCUCACAGGACCAGGCCUGGAGCCUGGAACCUCCCGCUCCCACGGCCCCUACCUCCUUGUCCUCGGGCUCCCAGGAGCAGGAGAGCGCCGGGAGCCCGAUAGUAUCCCGGGGGCUUCCCUUGGAGAAGGUGAAGCGACCCAUGAACGCGUUCAUGGUGUGGAGCUCCGCCCAGCGCCGCCAGAUGGCGCAGCAGAACCCGAAGAUGCACAACUCGGAGAUCUCCAAGCGCCUGGGCGCGCAGUGGAAGCUGCUGGGCGAGGAAGAGAAGCGGCCCUUCGUGGAAGAAGCUAAACGGCUCCGGGCCCGGCACCUGCGCGACUACCCCGACUACAAAUACCGGCCCCGGCGCAAGACCAAGAGCUCGUGCGCCAGGUCCCCCUACUUCGAUCAGGGAAGCGGCAGCGUGGCUGGUGGCGGGCCCGUCUGGGCGACCGGGUACGCGACCACGCAGGGGAGCAGAGGCUUUGGGUACCAACCCCCCAACUACUCGACAGCUUACCUGCCUGGCGGUUACAGCUCUUCCCACUGUAAACCGGAGGCCCCCUCGCCGUGCUCUCUCCCUCAGAGUAACCCUAGGCUCCAGGGGGAGCUGCUCCCCACCUACAACCCCUACCUACCCCCAGGCUCUCCCACUCUGUACAACCCUCCCCUCACAGGGGCCCCCACGCCCCUAACCCACCUCUAACCCUCAUGGACAUGGGCCUCCCAGAAAGGUUUCCAUCCUCCUUUUCCACCCAGAACCACCCUCCACCCCAGGCUGCAAACCCUUUUUUAGAACUGUUGACCACAGUCCAGAGGAGGUGGGCAGUACCCCCUCAAACCCCCAAACUCCAGGGGAACACAACACUUAUAUUUUUGUAGGCCAAACACAGUUUUGUAUGAUUAAA
Camelus dromedarius (Arabian camel) is the source of this 1312-nucleotide messenger RNA. RefSeq names its product SRY-box transcription factor 15 (gene SOX15). The coding region runs from base 412 to 1110 and encodes 232 amino acids. Gene Ontology annotation, biological process: positive regulation of transcription by RNA polymerase II; negative regulation of transcription by RNA polymerase II; cell differentiation. Gene Ontology annotation, molecular function: RNA polymerase II cis-regulatory region sequence-specific DNA binding; DNA-binding transcription factor activity, RNA polymerase II-specific. NCBI's taxonomy places the organism in Eukaryota, Metazoa, Chordata, Mammalia, Artiodactyla, Camelidae. The record is from RefSeq and is a predicted model, not a curated record. The transcript is spliced from 2 exons.